AUGACUAUCCUUCAACGCCAAAUCAGCCGUGAAGAAGUGGCCGAGCACUGUGACUACAGCUCGUGCUGGAUGAUCCUUCAUAAUGAUGUGCUCGACGUGACUGACUUUAUUGAGCAGCACCCCGGCAGCAUGGAGCUCAUGCUAGAAUAUGCUGGCACCGAUGCUACCCAAGCCUUCGAAGAUGUCGGCCACUCAAUGCAGGGCCGAAUGCUAGCCGAAAAAUACAAAAUCGGCACCCUCCCCGAUGAGCAACAACACCAACAAGCUUAUUCCUUUGUCGCAUACGCAAAGAAGCUCGCCCAACUCAUCACCACC
Mesorhabditis spiculigera is the source of this 315-nucleotide messenger RNA. The record is from the annotation of a GenBank genome assembly. Lineage: Eukaryota; Metazoa; Nematoda; Chromadorea; Rhabditida; Rhabditidae.